GAGGAAGGGGCGUGGCUGUCGGAUCGGUCUCCGCCACCCUCUUCCGGGCUCCGCUGGCUGCGCGCGCAUCCUCCCCCCUUCUUUUGUGGUCCGGCCCAUUGCGAGGGUGACAGGAAACCCUGUGCAGGGAGCGCCGCCAUCUUGGGCCAGCCCGAGGAAGAUCCUGAGGGAGCCGCAGGAGCAGCCGCCGCCACCACCGCGACUGCCGCCCGAGUGUCUGCAACCUCAGGCCAGCCCGCCUUCCUACCAGGGCCUUGGCCGACGGAUUCCGGCCGCCCUCCCGCCGCGUCCGCCCUCUGCUUCCUCGUCCUGACGUCCCCCUCCCGUCCGGAAAGCUGCCCAGCCACCAGCAACCCCCCAGUGCCACCAUGGCAACUGCACCGUACAACUACUCUUACAUCUUUAAAUAUAUUAUUAUUGGGGAUAUGGGAGUAGGAAAAUCUUGCUUGCUUCAUCAAUUUACAGAAAAAAAGUUUAUGGCUGAUUGUCCUCACACAAUUGGUGUUGAAUUUGGUACAAGAAUAAUUGAAGUUAGUGGCCAAAAAAUCAAACUGCAGAUUUGGGAUACAGCAGGACAGGAGCGGUUCAGAGCUGUUACACGGAGCUACUAUAGAGGAGCUGCGGGUGCUCUCAUGGUGUAUGACAUCACCAGAAGAAGUACAUAUAACCACUUAAGCAGCUGGUUGACAGACGCAAGGAAUCUCACCAAUCCAAACACUGUAAUAAUUCUCAUAGGAAAUAAAGCAGAUUUGGAAGCACAGAGAGAUGUUACCUAUGAAGAAGCCAAACAGUUUGCCGAAGAAAACGGUUUAUUGUUCCUUGAAGCAAGUGCAAAAACGGGAGAGAAUGUAGAAGAUGCUUUUCUUGAGGCUGCCAAGAAAAUCUAUCAGAACAUUCAGGAUGGAAGCCUGGAUCUGAAUGCUGCCGAGUCUGGUGUACAACACAAACCCUCAGCCCCGCAGGGAGGACGACUAACCAGUGAACCCCAACCCCAGAGAGAAGGCUGUGGCUGCUAGUGACCUCUUUGCUCGGGCCCCUCUUUGACCUUUCACCUCUGUCUGUUGGAAGCAGUACUUUUUACUGCCUCCUUGUCUUCUGUACAUCUUACUGGGUUUAAUUAAAAAAAGAAAAAACAACUCUUGUAAAAACAGUUUAACAAUACUAAACUGCUAAACAACUAGAUGUAAUCAGGUUAUCAAAGGCAAGUAGAGUAAUAAAUCUCUCCUGCAUGGUAAAUCUAGACUUUUCCCCUUUGAUUGUCCUUGUGAUAGGUUUGUCACCAAUAUAUGAUUUAAACUGAACACUGAUGCUGGACCUGAUUUUUACCUUCCCUUUUGGCAAGGCUUUGUCUCACUGUACGGUUUAAAUUUGAUCUUUUCAGCCUUUCUCCCAUCUUUCAACUGUUGAGUAUGUCUGUUGUAGCCAGUAAGUUCAUUGCUGUGAAAUGACUUUGGAUGGUAGAGAAAAGGGGUCUGCAACUGCUUUUGUUUUUGUUGGAUAAAUUCCCUGUUGUAAGGGUGGCAUUUUCCUUGAUGAGGUUUGCUUCUGUCUUAGCCUUGCACAGGGAAAAAUACCCAUUUAUCUUUUCUUGUGCUUAAUUAAUAGCUUUAUCUUUUUUUUAAUUUUUACACUAUUUUAUCCUUUUCUCUUUAACAGAAAGUAAAUAUGUAUAAAAUUUGAAGGAACCUAACUAACAAUACCUUCUGUGUAUAUUAUUUUAAUGAAGAAAGUAAAUUGAUUACUGGCAUUGGAACAGUAUAAAAUACCAGUUUGUACAGUGUGACCUAUAUGUGACCAUGUUACUCUCCCAUUUCACACAAGGAAAUAGACACAACUGCAGUUCACAAGUAAUACUGGCUCCACUCCUUGGUGCUGGCAGUGUUUGGGGACAGACAAAAUGCUGGAAAGAGCUCCUGGCAUCAGCAGAAACACUAGCGGAUUCUAUUCCAUCUUUGCACUGUGGCAUACCUGCUGAUUUUCUUAACUGUUCUUCUGUAAUCAGUGUGCUCACCUGCUUUUCUUUUUGUAAACAUUUUGUGUUACAGGCUGCAUUCUUGCCUUACUGUAUAGGAAAAGGAAGAAGGCUGGAUUUAAUAUUGCACAUUUUAAGCUUUUAUACCUUUAUCUUGGAAUGGUCAACUUCUGGACCAGAUAGCCAGAACCACAGGUCUGCUGUUAAGGGAUUUUAAAUUGUGCAUUUUUAACACUACAGUGAAAUAAUUACUGUUAUCCUUUGUGUUCAUAGUAUGAGGGGCUAUUUUAUGUCAUGUUGGCAUAAAUUAUUUUGUAAAAGGGAAGGUGUUUCUAAAUGUGUGUGCUGACUUAAUGUAAGUUACUACUUUGCACUGGUGGUCUGGCCACGGAAAGAACAACACCUUACAAGAGAAAUAGAUCUCUAGGCAACAUCUGCUUCACUGAGUUCUUCCCAUCUCUUGGUUGGUUUCUAGCUAAGUUUAAAGUGGCUGGGAAUUGAGAGGUCAUUGGAAGUGCACGUAGGUAAGCCCGAGCACAUUAUAUAAAAUGUUCUCAGCUCAACGCUGUGUUUAAAAUACACAUUUUAAAUCCCUCUUUACCAGACACUAAUGUAAAAGAACAUCUUCUGGAUUAUAAACAUGUGGUAGUUCCAGAGUUUUGUAUAGUCAAUGUUAAAUAAAAGCAAAACUGGAAUGUGCAGAAAAUAGGGUUCUUUUUUUUUUUUUGCGGAUUCACCUUUUUGUCCUUGCUUAACUUAAAGGAAUCUUGGAAUAGACUGGUAUAUUCUGUUAAAGACUUAGAGUGAUCCAUUUGCUUACACUGUUGUAUCACAAAGGAUUCGCCCAGGGACCAUGACCUGCUGGUGUGUGUAUAUAUUUACAAAACAAAACAAAUCACCCAUCGGGAUAUAAGGUAGCAAUCACAAAGUAAAGACCUUCAGCUUGUUUAGGUGCAAUACCCCAAUUCCCAAAGUAACAGUGGGUCUUAAUUGUUUUUGUGACAGAAGGAUUUAUUCAGACUGCUGUACUCUUCAUUUGAUGUAACAAAAUGCUAUUAUCUAAAUAUUUGUAAAUAAAGUACCUGUAUCUAGAUUAAAUUGAA
Grammomys surdaster is the source of this 3075-nucleotide messenger RNA. It is a transcript of the gene Rab14, whose product is annotated as RAB14, member RAS oncogene family. Gene Ontology annotation, biological process: endocytic recycling; phagosome maturation; defense response to bacterium. Bases 369 to 1016 code for a protein of 215 amino acids. The record is from RefSeq and is a predicted model, not a curated record. Gene Ontology annotation, cellular component: phagocytic vesicle; recycling endosome; trans-Golgi network. The transcript has 8 exons. NCBI's taxonomy places the organism in Eukaryota, Metazoa, Chordata, Mammalia, Rodentia, Muridae. Gene Ontology annotation, molecular function: GTP binding; GTPase activity.